Messenger RNA from Pocillopora verrucosa, 1677 nucleotides. RefSeq lists its product as uncharacterized. Gene Ontology annotation, biological process: Golgi to lysosome transport; protein targeting; intracellular protein transport. The record is from RefSeq and is a predicted model, not a curated record. Lineage: Eukaryota; Metazoa; Cnidaria; Anthozoa; Scleractinia; Pocilloporidae. Gene Ontology annotation, cellular component: trans-Golgi network; clathrin adaptor complex; cytoplasmic vesicle.
UUAAUUUGUUAUCUUACUCAGCGGUUAAUCGCAGAAAGUAUACCGCCAUGUUGUCUGAUUUCUUCAUCUUGAGUUCUCGAGGAGAUACGCUUGUAUAUCGCGAUUACAGAGGGGAUGGUGUGAAAGGAACCCCAGACAUCUUCUACAGGAAAAUAAAAUCUGGCAAGGAAAGUCUCCCUCCAAUAUUUAAUGUUGAUAGUGUCAACUUUAUCUUCAUCAAAAGAAAUGGACUCUACUUUGUUUCCACCACAAAGUUUAAUAUUUCACCUGCCUUUGGUGUUGAAGUACUAACAAGAAUUUCAGAUCUUUGCAAGGAUUACUGUGGUGUUCUUGAUGAAGAAGCAAUCAAAUGUAAUUUCCCUCUUAUUUACGAGCUGCUGGAUGAAGUAUUGGAUUUUGGGUAUGUCCAGGUUACAUCAACAGAGAAUCUCAAGGCAUAUGUAUGUAAUGUCCCUGAGGUAGCCACAAGAUCAGAGGAACCACUGUGGCAGUGUACUGGAAGAGUAGUAUAUGGUACUGAUAAGAUGUCUCUGCCAAGUACUGCUGCUAAUAAGCCUGUGGUUCUUCCAAAGAUGAUACAGAGAGGAAAGAAACGGGAAGUAUUUUUGGAUUUGUUAGAAAGGCUUACAGUAUUGGUUGGUACAAAUGGGAACAUUUUAAGGAGUGAAAUUGAUGGAUGCAUUCUGAUGAAAAACUUUGUGGCUGGUUCUCCAGAAGUAAAGAUCAUGUUAAAUGACGAUUUCUUUGUUGGAAAGUCUGAUGUGGUUUCCAGAGUUGACAGUGUAGCAUUGAGGCUGGACGACUGUACGUUUCAUGAGUCUGUCGACUUAACCAACUUUGAAUCAACACGAACACUUCUAGUGAAUCCACCAGAAGGAGAGUUUGUUGUUAUGAAAUACCGACUUUCAGAGGCCAACCAGUCAAAUCUUCCUUUUACCUUGAUUGCCUUUGUCGAGGAAAAUGAAGAUUCAAAAAUUCUUGAAGUCGCACUCAAGUUGAGAUGCAAUGUGCCUUCCUCAAGUUGCGCCAACAACAUUGUUGUGAAGUUACCGGUACCAAAGUUAACAGACAGUGUUUCACAUCACAUAACAUCCGGGACACAAACAGGAGAGUUCAAGUCAUCCGAAAAAGCCUGGUACUGGAAUAUUAAGAAACUUCAAGGAGGGUCGGAAUUAUCAGCGUCUAUUAAGGCGCAUAUGAGUGAAAUACGAAAAUCUUCACGGAAAGAAGUCGGCCCCGUAAGUUUGGACUUCGAAAUACCAAUGCAUAUAUGCUCCGGUCUCCAAAUCCGAUAUGUGCGCGUACAGGAUCGAGAGAAAGCUUGCAGCCUCUUUCGCUGGGUUCGUUACAUCACUCAUAGCGAUUCCUAUGUGUUUCGUAUAUAACUGGAGGCUGCGGAGAAUAUGCCGGGAAGAUACUGAAAAACAUCUCGGAUAGAUCGAGCUCUGGUUUAGAAAAGCUAAUUAAGUGCUACGUGUUCGCCUCUUCUUAAACGUUAAGCGCGCAUUGCAUUUUGGUGAAUAUCAUGGUAGUCAUGGAAAUUUAAAGAAAAGUUAAUCCAUAGAUCGCAUAAAUUGUAACUCAAGUUCGAUGGGUUAUUAUUUCUCACAACUUAGUGUUUUGAAGUCACCGAUUCAGUCUGAGCUUUCACUGAAAGGAGAAAUAAAGUAAUAGAAU